AUGGUUGAUAGGAUUAGUGGUCUUCCUGAUGCUGUUCUCUGCCACAUUUUGUCGCAUCUCCCCACAAAAUUAGCAGCGGCCACCUCAGUUCUACUUAUAUCCACCAGAUGGCGGUACAUUUUCGCUUCAGUUCCUAAUAUCGACCUUCAGUACCGGGGAUCCUUACCCGCGUUUCACGAUGAAUGUGACCAAGAGUACUUCGACGCUUCUCUUGAACAUGUUCGCUUCACCAAGGACUUGAACGUGGAGUCCAGAAGCUUGACAUUUCUCUCAUGGGCGCAGCUGUUCAAUUUUGAGAGGGAAGAUCAUGAGAAAUUCGAGCCUCUCUUCCCGGACGCUCUUCCUAUGUGCUUCGCCCUACAUCUUGAGUUCAAAAACUUUGAUGACACAGAAUACGAGUACCAGCUAAUAGAGCAAUUUCUGCGAUGUGGAAGAGCCUUACAGAGGCUGACUGACCAUCCGUGGAGUUUUUGGUAG
Messenger RNA from Coffea arabica (coffee), 477 nucleotides. Its product is annotated as putative F-box/LRR-repeat protein At5g02930. NCBI's taxonomy places the organism in Eukaryota, Viridiplantae, Streptophyta, Magnoliopsida, Gentianales, Rubiaceae. The record is from RefSeq and is a predicted model, not a curated record. Gene Ontology annotation, molecular function: protein binding.